AUGUCUAUAUCUACUAUCCGUCGCCAAGUGAAGAACGUGGCUUAUAAUUUUUCAGAUGCUCAGGUAAAAGUACGUGAAGCUACGAGUAAUGAUCCGUGGGGGCCAUCGACAGCGCUGAUGUCAGAAAUUGCUGAGCUAACUCACAAUCCUAUGUCAUUUACUGAAAUAAUGUCAAUGCUUUGGAAAAGGCUCAAUGAUCAUGGCAAAAACUGGCGUCAUGUUUACAAGAGUCUUGUGCUUCUUGAUUACCUCAUUAAGUGUGGUAGCGAAAAAGUGGCACAACAGUGCAGAGAAAAUAUUUAUUCGAUAGAAACUUUAAAGGACUUCCAGCACUUUGAGGAUAAUCGCGAUCACGGAAUGAAUGUGAGACAGAAGGCCAAGCAGAUGGUAGCUUUGCUUUAUGAUGAGGAACGCCUCAAAAAUGAGCGCACUAGGUUUAUGAUGACAAGAAAAAAGUUUAUGUCAGGCUCAGCAGUUUCUUCCAAUGGUAUUGUUAGACACUCACGCAAGGCAGAUCCAGGGCCAAUGGCAAUUAAUGAGAGCAAAAAAGAAGCUGAGAGGAUAAGCGCUUUAGAAAAAGCUCCACCAAAAAUGGUGUCGGGGUCUACGCUUUCACAAAGUGCAAUUGACGACCUGCUCUCUCUGGGGGUUGGUCAGCCAGUUAAUGCUGCCCAGAAUCCUUGGGGAGGACCUACAGUAGAUCCUUGGGCCCCAUCGCCUAGUGUUACUUCGCCUGUUCCCCCGUCUGCUACCAUAGGGCUGCCCUCUCCGUAUCCUUCUUUGACAACUCAAGCAGGUUCGAAUGAUCCAUGGUUACCAGCUUCAUCUGCAGUCACCACAACGCCAAGCCUACCCAGUGAUCCAUGGAGUGCAACAUCAACAACAUCUUCAACUCUCGAGCCAAAACCUUUGCUACCAUCAUCCUCCGAUGGGGAGUCAAACAAACAAAGGGCAAAUAUGAAAACCCCUGAGAGUUUCCUUGGCGAGAAUUCGAAUUUGGUCAAUUUGGACAAUCUUAUGGGUACUACUGGCAGCUCUUCGCGUCCAGCUAGUAAUCCUUUCCUCACUGGUACUGGCUCAGGAGCUUCGACGAAUCCAUUUGCUGCCCAACAACGGCCGUCUCCAUCACUGAGUGAGAUGAUGAAUCAGAGUCGCGCUGCACCCGUAACGCUUCAACCCAGCUUGAAUCCUACACCUAUUGCGCCUGCGAACCAGCAGCAGCCUACAAACCCGUUUCUAUAA
Molecule: messenger RNA, 1242 nt
Organism: Enterobius vermicularis (human pinworm)
Lineage: Eukaryota; Metazoa; Nematoda; Chromadorea; Rhabditida; Oxyuridae
Source: the annotation of a GenBank genome assembly